Cylindrotheca closterium is the source of this 2745-nucleotide messenger RNA. The record is from the annotation of a GenBank genome assembly. NCBI's taxonomy places the organism in Eukaryota, Bacillariophyta, Bacillariophyceae, Bacillariales, Bacillariaceae.
AUGGGCUUGUUAAAAGUGGGAGUCCCCAAAUCAUGGGAUGAUUCCAAGAAGAAUUUGAGUUACAUUCGAAGUGCAGGAACCCGCCAAUUUGUCUCAACUUACAAUCGAGUUAAGGAUCUUAAGGGAGACGAAUUGAUGUGGGGUGAUGAGAUCGAAUACGGAGUCUUUCAAAUAGAUCCAGAAACCAAGAAAGUUCGCCUUUCUCUUCGAGCCAAAGAGAUUAUGGACGAAUUAAACAGAAAAGAGCAAGAACAUUCGAAAGUUGCAGAAGGGUGCAAUUGGGUUCCAGAGUAUGGGGCAUGGAUGGUUGAGGCAACGCCAAACCGUCCUUACACUGGAUUUACUACUGAUUUGUUGCGAGUUGAACGCAACAUGAGACUUCGACGAAAACGUAUUCUGACAGUUCUAAAAGACAAUGAAAUUGCUCCCACAGUCUCUGCCUUUCCAAUGAUUGGAGCGCAAGGCAAUGAUGGAACUGUCCCAGCUGUUCCAGUCGGAGGCCCAGUCACUUUAAGUGAUUAUAUUGGGGACGGCGUUAUCAACCCUCAUCCUAGAUUCGGUACAUUGACUGCCAACAUUCGACAGCGACGGGGUGAGAAAGUAAAUAUCCGUAUUCCGUUGUUCCGCGAUGUCAAUACUCCAGAAUAUGAAGAAGCUGCGGGGAGUCCAAGUGGCGAUGCUGGAUGCUGUGGCGGUGACGCACAACAGCUUUGGCGUUAUGGAAAAGGAGACGCCUCCCAAGAACUCUAUGGCAAGGAUGCUGUGAUAGUGGGGUGCUCCAAGUCGCCCAAGGAUGAAGAAGUUGAUGAAUCUGAAAUUAUGCCGGUCAUGCAAAAGUGGAUUGUCGAUGUUCAGUGUGAAGGCUGCAGGGGGUUGUUCUACCGCAGUGCUCCGCAUGUCAUUGUUCCAGAUGCCGACUGGCCACGAAAUGGUGAAACUGUCGUUGGCUAUGAAAUUCCCGAUGUUCCAGGCUGGAUUCGUUUGCAGAAUGGCUACUACUUGCCCAUGCACAGUGCGGAUGGUGCGAUUUCAUUCCUAUCCAAGAUUUCCACCCGUGCCAACCAUACCAAUGGUGAAGCCAAGAAAGCAUUAGGAUCAGAAACUCCUCUCUUUCGAGGAGCGGAACAAGUAAAGUUGUCUGCUACUUCUUUGCUUGAUGGUGACAUUGCGAUCGCUGAACCCGCAACGACUACAAUUGUUGAAGAGAAGAAGGUGGAUCCAGGAACUCCUACCAGUCCAUCCAAGGAGGAUGGUAGCGCUGUACGAGCAGCAGUUCAUAUGGAUGCUAUGGCAUUUGGUAUGGGAUGCUGUUGUCUUCAAAUUACCUUUCAGGCAACAGAUGUUGACGAGAGUCGUUUCCUGUAUGAUCAGCUUGCUGUCAUGGCGCCAAUUAUGAUGGCAUUGACAGCCUCUACACCAGUCAUCAGGGGACGAAUCUUGGAUACAGACUGCCGAUGGGGUAUUAUCAGUGAGAGUGUUGAUUGCAGAACACCAGCCGAGAGAGGGCGUGAAGAUCCUAACGCACCGUACGAGGCAUAUACUGCCAAAGGACAACGCCGUAUUUAUAAGAGUCGCUAUGAUUCAAUCAGCACAUUCAUCUACCAAGGUGCCUGCACUCGUAAUGAGAGUGGCACUUCCAACCGAGUGCUAAACACCUACAAUGAUAUCCCACUGCCGAUUGACCAAGACACGUAUCAGUAUUUGAGAAAUGCGGGUGUCGAUCCAGCUCUUUCUCAGCAUAUCGCCCACCUGUUCAUCAGAGACCCACUCGUGGUCUUCGACGGGGCUGUCGAAGAAGUCGACGACGAUGUUCAAACAGAGCACUUUGAGAGUAUCCAAAGUACAAACUGGCAAACUGUUCGAUGGAAGCCACCGCCACCCCGUAACAGUCCAAAUGACCCACACAUUGGAUGGAGAACAGAGUUCCGAAGUAUGGAGAUGCAACUUACCGAUUUCGAGAAUGCCGCUUUCGCUGUCUUCAUUGUACUGCUUCAACGUGUCAUUUUGACAUUCGAUUUGAACUUGUAUAUUCCUAUCAGUAAGGUGGAUGCAAACAUGCAACGCGCACACAGCCGAGAUGCCUCUGCCAAGGGUAAGUUCUUCUUCCGCCGUCACAUGGCUCCACUUGAAGAAGGAGAUGAUGGGUACGGGGUGAAGUAUGUCUCUAUGUUUUCGAAGGCAGUAACGGGCGAAGUCGAUGAUGACAUACCAGAAAAGGAAUUUGAUGCGAAUGGUGUAAGCCAGCAAAGGAAAACGGCUCCCAACGCUGAUGAAGAAGAUGAAGAAAAUGCUUUUGAAGAAAUGACCAUGAGUGAAAUCAUGACUGGUAAGGGUGAUUACUUCCCAGGCUUGAUCCCCCUUGUGCGAGCAUACUUGGACCAUAUCAACUGCGAUUCUGUCACAUUGGCAAAGAUGACACAAUAUUUGGGCUUUAUUGAGCGCCGUGCAACUGGAGAGCUUGUCACGCCAGCAACCUGGAUGAGAAACUACAUUCGCAGCCACCCCGACUACAAGGGCGACUCUGUUGUUACCGAUUCGAUUGCCCAUGACUUGCUUAUGGCAUGCAAAGAGAUUGGUGAGGGCAAGCUUCAUGUUCCCGAGCUUUUGGGCGACAUCAAGAUUGAGGAGAUUACAACUGAUGGUGCUUACGACGUCAAGCUUGACUCAAAGAGAGUGCAGAACAAGCGAGUUUUGCAAUUAUUGACACGCUACACAGAACGACAUGGCACAUUCUCUUCAAGUUAG